Messenger RNA from Iphiclides podalirius (scarce swallowtail), 4350 nucleotides. NCBI's taxonomy places the organism in Eukaryota, Metazoa, Arthropoda, Insecta, Lepidoptera, Papilionidae. The record is from the annotation of a GenBank genome assembly.
AUGCUGCCGACAGUGGAGGAGAGUCGAGGCUACGACUUCCAGGACCCGGAAAAUUCAGAGAAGUGGCGAGGACUGUUCGUCAACUCGCUACGCAAGGUCUUGGAGACGGUGCAUCCAACACUAACAGCAGAAGAGAGUGCGCUUGAAUAUGUUGAGUCACUCUGUCUCCGUUUGCUGGCAAUGCUCUGUGCUGUCCCUUCUCCACUUACUGUCCAGGAUGUCGAAGAACGGGUGGCGCGAACAUUCCCCACGCCUUUGGACAAGUGGGCGUUGGCGGACGCCCGUGAGGCAGCAACGAGCCGUCGUCGGCGACUGCUUCUGCCCCUCGACAAGUUGCACCAACUCCUGCAAAAGGAGGUGUUGCUGUACAAGAUCGACACAUCAGUAUCGGUAUUCAUGACAGCGGUGCUCGAGUAUGUUAGCGGGGACAUCCUGAAGUUGGCCGGAACGUUCGUGAAGAAGAUCUCACAGAAGUCCGGCUACCAGACCAUAACUUGCAGUGACAUUAAGACAGCGAUGUGUGCGGACAAGGUGCUGAUGGACAUGUUCUACCAAGAGCCGGAGCUGCUGGCGGCCGGGGCGGCGGGCGAGAGGCGCGGGCGGCGGGGCUCGCUCACGUACGGCGAGCUGGUGCGAGAUCUGCUAGCGGACGAGCGCCACUUCCUCCGCGACCUGCACCUCAUCAUACGCGUGUUCAAGGACGAGCUGGAGAAGAUCCUCGAGAGGGACAGCCGCGCAAUAUCAUUGAUAUUCGGGAACAUUGUGGACAUUUACGAACUGACUGUGACCCUGCUCGGCAACCUGGAGGAUGCAAUGGAAAUGUCUCAGGACUCACCUACACCGUACAUAGGCAGUUGUUUUGAAGAGCUAGCAGAAGUGGAGGAGUUCCGCGCAUAUGUCCGAUACGCGAACAUCGUGACACGAAAGGAGUCACGAGAAGCUCUGCAGAAUAUUGUCGACGAUCCUGUUUUGUCGGAGAGGUUGGACACAGCUGGUCACGGAUUCAGGUUGGCGGUCAAGUACUACCUGCCCAAGUUGCUAUUGGCGCCUGUGGCCCACGUGUUCCUCUACCACAAUUACGUGUUGGCUCUCCUGCAAAUCGCACCCGCCUCUGAAGACCGUGAAAGCUUUAAACAGGUUGAGUGCAACCUUCAUCCCAUAAAGAAAUUGUUAAUGAAAGCACUUGGAAAUGGACCAAAAAUGGAGGCAACAUUACGCACGGCCGCGAGAGCGAGACGGCAACUGGCCAUAGAGAAGUGCAACGAGCUGGCGAGGCUGGUCGACAAUUGGGACAACAGAGACGUUGGCCAGUGGUGUAAUGAGUUCAUUCGGGAGGACACGCUUUCAAAAAUUGGACCGGGUAAAAGGAUAGCAGAACGCAGGGCGUAUCUCUUCGAUGGCUUACUACUGCUCUGUAAGCCUAUAGCGAGUUUGGUGGCAGUGAACAGCAGUGGCCUAACAGCCGGCGGUAGCGGCGGGCAGCAGUUGAAGCUCAAGGAGAAACUACACGUUCGGAAACUGGAACUGGUCGAUAGACCCGAUACUGAUGAGGGCCGUCACAUGGUGGAGCUGUGCCCACGCGUGGGCCCACCCGUGCUGCUGGCGGCCGCCUCCUGCGCGGAGAAGCGCAACUGGAUGUGCGACCUCGUCAUGCUCAACACCAAACCCAUGCUGGACCGCAGCUUGGACAGCAUCCUGCUGGACCUGGAGAGGCGGCACCCUUUGAAACUGCCACCAGUGCACCUGUACCGGUUCGCCGUACCAGACUCACCGGACAACAUCGUACUGGAGGAACGAGCCUCGCCCAACACCUCACCCGUACCGCUGAUCAAGGGGGCAACACUUCUUAAACUAGUGGAGAGACUAACUUAUCACAUCUAUGCGGAUUUGAACCUGGUGCGCACCUUCCUCACCACCUACCGCUCGUUCUGCUCCCCCAGCGAGCUGUUGGAUCUGUUGAUAGAGCGAUUUCUCAUACCGGAACCCAGCGAGGUGUAUGAUGCACCAAGAACAGUCUCAAGGACCAAGCCUCUGAAAAAAGACAUUAGUCCUAACUCAUCUUUGCUGGACCUUGAAAUUGACUGUGUGGAGAGCACGGCGAGCAGUGACGCAGAGAAGUUGAGCAAGAACACGGCGAGGGAAGAUUGGAAGAGGUACAGAAAAGAGUUUCAGCAGCCGGUAAAGUUCAGGGUGAUAAACGUGCUGAGACAUUGGGUCGACCAGCACUUCUACGACUUCGAACGCGAACCUGCACUGCUGGAGAGGUUGCGGGAGUUUUUGGAGUCCGUAGACGGAAAGCCCAUGAGGAAAUGGGUGCAGAGCGUUCUCAAAACGGUUCAGAGAAAGAGCGGGCAGAGCGAGCUGGAGGCGGGCGGCGGCGUGGCGCACGUGUUCGACCGCGCGCCGCCGGCGGUGCUGCGCCACGUGGCCGAGCCCGAGCGCCACGCGUGGCACCCGCUCGCCCUGCACCCGCUCGAGUUGGCGCGCCAGCUCACGCUGCUCGAGUUCCAGCUGUACCGACAGGUGAAACCAUCAGAGCUUGUCGGCGCGGUUUGGACCAAAAAAGACAAGGACAAAACUAGCCCAAACCUGCUUCGCAUAAUAAAACAUACAACCAAUUUCACCAGAUGGAUGGAGAAGUGGAUAGUCGAGAGCGAGAACCUGGAGGAGAGGGCAGCAGUGGUGUGCCGGUUCCUCGAGCUGGCGAUAGCGCUUCGCGACCUCAACAACUUCAACGGCGUGCUGGCGGUGGCGGCCGCCUGUGGCAGCGCUUCGGUCCAUCGGCUGAGGGCCACCUUCCAGAUGGUGCCUCUAAGGCUUAUACGCGCACUGGAUGAGUUUCGGGAACUGAACUCGGACCAUUUCCGAAGAUACCAGGAACGGUUGCGGAGCAUAAACCCGCCCUGCGUGCCCUUCUUCGGCAUGUACCUUACCAACAUACUGCACAUUGAAGAGGGAAAUCUCGAUUUUCUUCAGAAUUCGGAACUGAUAAACUUCUCAAAGCGUCGCAAAGUUGCGGAGAUAACGGGCGAGAUUCAACAGUACCAAAAUCAACCCUACUGCCUCACGAUAGAGCCUAGGACGAGGGCAUUUCUAGAAUCACUGGACCCUUUUCCGGGUAUGGAUGACAAGGACGUGACGAACUACCUCUACGCCAAAAGCUUGGAAAUCGAACCUCGACCACCUGUGAAGCAAAUGCCUAAAUUUCCGCGCCGCUAUCCGGAACUGUCCCUGAAGCCGGUGAAGGUUUCGCGGAGGUCCCACGACGCUGGUCACCACUCCGCCUCCAGCGCGUCCAGCACCGACGACAACCUCAGUGUAUCGCAGCUCUCGCCUACGGGCGGGGGAGCGUGGGACGGCGCCUCAGUUGCCUCUCUACAACUGCACCACGACGACAAAGGUUCCCGUAGCGAAGAGCGCGGCUCGCUGACCAGCCCGCGCCUGGAGCGGUGCUCGAGCAGCUCUCUGGGCCAACUGGGCCAGCUCAGCCUCUUCGACAAGGGCCUGGCGCUCUUCGACAAGAGCAAGUCCACGGUCGUCCUGAACGCCAGGAGCAGUGGCCGGGACGAGCCGCCUUCGCCUCGCGACAAUCAUUCUCCGAGACAUGAUCGGAGCAACUCGUCGACGCUGAGCCGACGCACGCCCGCCCUGUCUCCCCGCAGCGCGAUAGUAGACGCGGAGGUGUUCUACUCGCGGAGCGCGGACCACCUCGGCUGCAGGCGGCAGGAGCAGGAGCGGGUACCGCCACUGUUGCCACGCGCCGAGCCCGACAAGCCGCCACUGCUGCCACGACGACCCGCUUCGCCGCCCGCGCACAGCGCAACCUGCGAACCACCGCCGGAGCCGCCGGACAGACCGCUGCCCAGUCCGAAGCACCACGACUUGUUCAGGACGCCGGCGAUGUCGCCGAAACGCUCCCCCGCCCCCGCGCCCCCCGCCAGCCCUCUGGCGCAGUGCAGCAACCCCGAACAGAGGGCUGCUGCGUUCAGCUUUCCGUCGGCAGUUUCCCCUUCAGCAUCACACCAUUCGACGGAGGGGUGCGGGGCGUCGCCGCCGCUUCCACCGCCUUUGCCGCCGAGGCGCCGCCGCGACUCCACCGCUCCUCCCACUCCCCUCCAUCAGACGACGUGGAGCGAGUCGGGCAACGCGAGCGGCGGCGGGUCUCCGGCGGGCGGGACGCUGGCGGCGGGCGCGCCAGGGGCGCCGCCCCCGCUGCCGCCGCGGCCCGCGCCCGCCCCGGAGCUGCUGCGGCCCGCGCACUCGGCGCUCCUGCAGCGGCGCCACCACACCGCGGCCCUGGCACCGCGGUUGCCGCCUAAGCCGCCGCCAGCCGCCGUGGCGCCGCGCACC